Molecule: messenger RNA, 624 nt
Organism: Gossypium raimondii (Peruvian cotton)
Lineage: Eukaryota; Viridiplantae; Streptophyta; Magnoliopsida; Malvales; Malvaceae
Product: eukaryotic initiation factor 4A-13-like
Exons: 4
Coding region: 1-624 (207 amino acids)
Biological process (GO): cytoplasmic translational initiation
Cellular component (GO): cytoplasmic stress granule
Molecular function (GO): ATP binding; translation initiation factor activity; RNA helicase activity
Source: RefSeq, a predicted model, not a curated record
AUGCGAACGGAGAAGUUCUGGCCUUUAACUCCGGUUUGUACGGUCGGCACGGCCUUUGAUGCAGAAGCCCUCCCCUGUUUCGAAGCUGUGCUCACAGGGAUCGAGUUGGGUUUAACAGAUUUCACCAGGCUUCGGUUUUUAAUGAAAGAAAUCUAUGGCAGUUUUAAUGCUAUGGGAUUGCAAGAGAAUCUUCUUAGAGGCAUAUAUGCUCAUGGGUUUGAGAAGCAAUCUGCAAUUCAGCAAAGGGGGAUUGUACCAUUUUGCAAGGGACUUGAUGUGAUUCAACAAGCACAGUCCGGAACAGGAAACACAACAACUCUAUGCUCUGGAGUUCUACAGCAGCUUCUCUACAGCUUAGUUCAGUGCCAAGCAUUGGUCCUUGUACCAACCCGAAAAUUAGCACAACAAAUCAUGCAGGCUUUAGGUGAUUACCUUGGUGUUAAGGUUCAUAUUUGCGUAGGUGACCAGUAUCUACGACGACCUACAGAUUCUCUCCAGUGGGGUUCACCUAGCCGUGUGCUCAAGAAAGUUAAGGUUAGCACUUUGCUUCUCCACCUCCAUCCUUUGUCACCUGCAUCUGCAGGCCAAGCAAGAGCAAAGCUUGUAGCCUUGCAAUUAAGAUAA